Messenger RNA from Trichoderma asperellum CBS 433.97, 676 nucleotides. Lineage: Eukaryota; Fungi; Ascomycota; Sordariomycetes; Hypocreales; Hypocreaceae. The record is from RefSeq and is a predicted model, not a curated record.
GCCAUCGAGGCAUCGGCAUGGAGGCCUGCUCUUAGUGGUUUCUGCAAGACAGCUGGUCUUGCGUCUCAUUCGUCGACUCGGGCCAGCGAAGAGUUGCGGCUUGCAUGAAGUGGAUAAUGGCGGUAGCAAUUGAGACUCUGGGACAUGUAGGUGCCCGAGCUCGCGGGUUCAUUCUGUUCCGGCCCUCCUCCUCUCGCUUCUCGCUUGUUUUCUUUUUCUGCUUUUCCUCUUUCUUUCUUUUUUUCUUUCUCUCUCUCCCUCUUCUUUUUUUCCCCCUCUUCCUAGUCUCUUACUUCCUUUUCCUACGGCUUCUUUCUCCCAUCAAGAUAAGGUUUCGGGGGAGGAAACCGGGAGAAGAAAGCAGAAGACAGCGACAACCCCAGGUGUGGUGGCGCUGUGUGGCCGCUGGAGGCUGCGGAGCCUCCGAACCGACUGGCACUGAGCCUAGUGCUAGCUGAGGCGGUACGUACUUACGUACUCUUUGCCACGUAAGGUAUUCGCAGCACGUCCCUCUUGUACUCCGUGGCACAACUCUGCCGUGCUUGUACCUCCACCCCUGGCGCAAUCCAGGAACCUCAAAACUUUAACAGCGAUCGACGCCAUUUACUCCUUUUCAAAAAAUUAAGAAAGCCGACGCGCGACCUGUUCUUUCGCAUCGCUACGAGUGUCUGACGUU